This is a messenger RNA of Odontomachus brunneus, 1849 nucleotides long. It is a transcript of the gene noi, whose product is annotated as splicing factor 3A subunit 3. Bases 229 to 1731 code for a protein of 500 amino acids. Lineage: Eukaryota; Metazoa; Arthropoda; Insecta; Hymenoptera; Formicidae. Gene Ontology annotation, molecular function: RNA binding; zinc ion binding. Gene Ontology annotation, cellular component: nucleus; spliceosomal complex. The record is from RefSeq and is a predicted model, not a curated record. The transcript is spliced from 2 exons. Gene Ontology annotation, biological process: mRNA splicing, via spliceosome.
ACUAUUCUUUUAUUGGAUAUUGGACGUCGGACAUCGACGCGGUGUGAAUCCUGCAUUAGAAUUCGCGUUGAUGUUUAGUCCACAAAAGGUUAAAAGGGCCAAAGACGCAGGUGCACGCAGGCCUGCGACAAAAACAGAGAGUCCACAGAAGAAGGAAAACAAGGUGCUUUAAAAUAUUAUAAAGUAUUUAAAGUCAAUUUAAGUCAUCAUUUCUGUCAAGAGACAGAAAUGGAGACGAUAUUAGAGCAGCAACGACGAUACCACGAAGAGAGGGAACGACUGAUGGAUGCAAUGGUAAAGGAGAUGUUGCAUAAAAAAGCUGGGCAUCGUGAGAAUAUAAACUCGGAACAUCGACUGAAAAUGCUGCUCGAUCAAUAUACAGACAGUACAACGCAUUUGCAAGAUUUAUAUGAAGAUAAGGAUGGACAGAGGAAAGAAGAGGUUCAAGCGCUCUCUGGUCCAAAUGAAUUCUCAGAAUUUUAUUCACGCUUGAAAUCUAUAAAGGAAUUCUAUCGGCGACAUCCUAACGAAAUUAGUGUUCCCAUGUCUGUCGAAUUUGAGGAGUUAGCUAAGAUGAGGGAGAAUCCAACAGAGGAGUUGUCCAAUCUUGUUGAGUUUACAGAUGAGGAAGGUUACGGAAAGUAUCUUGAUCUUCAUGAAUGUUAUCAGAAGUAUAUCAAUCUCAAAGGGAUAGAAAAGAUUGAUUAUAUAACUUACCUGUCAACAUUCGAUCAUUUGUUUGAUAUUGCUCGAGAGAGGAAGAAUGCAGAAUAUCAAAGAUAUGUUGAGUCUCUCCUAGGAUAUCUGACAGAUUAUUUGAGCAGAGUGAGGCCUCUGUUGGAUAUAAGCAUGGAGAUUGAAGAAGCCAACAAGGACUUUCAAAUUCACUGGGAGAAGAACACAUUCCCUGGCUGGCCGAAGGAGGCUGGAAGUGCUUUGACUCACGUGGGAGCACAUUUGGAGUUGUCUGCGUUUUCAUCGUGGGAAGAACUCGCGUCCCUUGGUUUGGACAGAUUGAAGUCAGCCUUGAUGGCGUUGGGUCUUAAAUGUGGAGGCACCCUCGAGGAACGUGCCCAGAGACUCUUCAGCACGAAGGGCGAGGCUUCCUUGGACCCCAAUCUAUUGGCUAAGAAUCGGAAGGGCAAGUCAGCCAAGGGUAGAGAUUCCGAGAAGCAAAAGGAUAUCGCGCGGCUCGAGUCCCACGUGUACAGACUCGCGGAAUUGGUGUCUGGACAACGAGUGGCCACGAAGGAGAACGUGCAGAGGAAGCAGGCGAGAACCGAAGGCGAGAGGGGAGAUUCCGACGCGGAGGCGAGCGCGAGCGAGUCGGAGGAGGAGGAUGACAACGAGGUGCCCUACAACCCGAAGAAUCUACCCUUGGGAUGGGACGGCAAGCCGAUACCUUACUGGCUGUAUAAACUGCACGGCCUGAAUAUCAGUUACAACUGCGAGAUCUGCGGCAAUUUCACAUACAAGGGCCCGAAGGCAUUUCAGAGACAUUUCGCGGAAUGGAGACACGCGCAUGGCAUGCGUUGUCUCGGCAUUCCGAAUACGGCGCAUUUCGCCAAUGUUACUCAGAUCGAAGAUGCUCUCGCUCUAUGGGACAAGCUCAAGGCUCAGAAACAGGCCGAGCGUUGGCAGCCGGAGCAGGAAGAGGAAUUCGAGGAUUCUCUUGGCAAUGUGGUCAAUCGCAAAACAUACGAAGAUCUCAAAAGGCAGGGUUUGCUGUAAUUAUACGAAAGUGUCACUGGAAUUGAAUCCAUCACGAGGUUUGGUUGUCAAUUGUCUACUUUUUACAAUUAUCUCUCAUUGACUUAGAAGUCUAAUAAAGCGUUUAAUAUUCAUGAGA